UGGUUCUACUCUCACUCUCUCUCUCUGUGUCGGUAAAAGUUUCGUCUCUUUCUUCCUCAGCUGCUCUCGCUUCUCAGAAAACACCCUGUUCAUUGGUUGCUCUCCGUGUAUUGCAGAUUCCCACUUUAAUUUAUUCAGUUUUGUUUCUGGGAUUUUGUUAAAAUUGUCGAUUGGCAAAGUUUAUGAGAAUAACUUCAAAGUUUAUAUAUACAAGUCUGUGGCGCACUAACCAUGGCCUUGGUGUUUGAUGAAAUUUUUGGCAGGUUUCAACGCUCUUUGUACUUCUUUUGAUCGCUAGCGAAUAGACGGUGACCCAGAUAGUCAUUUGCCAUUAUAGUUUGAUUGUGGAAUUUUAACGGGAAUUUGAAUAUUAACGCUUAUUUUGGCCCUGGUGAUUAAGGUUCUCUGCUAGUUCAUAUAAUGGUGAAAGCUAGAGGUGAUAGUGCAAGCCACUUGGCUGGGGGUCUGGACAGUUUUUUGAGAAAAUGCAUUUUUAGUAUCCUGUCUGUGGGUCCCCUUCCCAAUCACAUUGCCUUAAUCAUGGAUGGAAACAGAAGGUAUGCAAAAAAGCAGAACAUGGCAGAAGGGGCUGGCCACAAGGCUGGGUAUCUCGCUCUCAUGAGGGUGCUUUCUCACUGCUAUGAACUGGGAGUGAAAUACGUAACAGUCUAUGCCUUCAGCAUUGACAAUUUCAAAAGGCGUCCUGAAGAGGUUCACUCGUUGAUGGAUCUAAUGCUAGAAAAGAUUGAAGAGCUGCUCGAGGAAGAAAGUAUUGUAAACCAAUAUGGUCUCAGAAUAUAUUUUAUUGGUAACCUGAAACUUUUGAAUGAGCCUGUCAGGGUUGCAGCUGAAAGGGCAAUGGCAGCUACUGCCAAAAACACCAAGGCUGUACUUUUAAUCUGUGUGGCGUAUACUUCUUAUGAUGAGAUUGUGCAUGCUGUUCAAGAAUCCUGCAAGGCUAAAAGGAAUGAAACUGAAGCACUGAAUGCAACUAAAGGUAUCAAUAGUGUGCCUGGAGUUGAAGAGGACAUGAAAAUAAAUGAAGUCAUUGUGUGCAAUCUUCAAGUAUCUUGUGAAAAUAGCUCAAGUAAAUUCCGAGCAUUGAACAGAACUACAGCUUGCAAUGGUGUGAUUGGAGUUGAAAAGAAGAAUGGAGUCGCUGUGCAUCAUCCUAUUCAAGGAACCAGUGAAGAUGGGUGGGAUGAAGUUGCUAGUACAACUCGCAAUGGUGAGAUUGAAGGAAAUGAAGAGAGCAAAGAGAAGCAAGUGGUGCUUCCUACUAUCAAGGUGUUGGACAUUGAGAAGCACAUGUACAUGUCAGUGGCACCCGAACCAGACAUUCUGAUCCGAACUUCUGGUGAGAACCGGCUCAGCAACUUUCUCCUUUGGCAGACUACUAACUGUCCAUUGUACUCUCCCACUGCAUUGUGGCCAGAGUUAGGUUUUUGGCAUUUGGUGUGGGCAGUAUUGAACUUCCAGCGAAGCUACCAGUAUUUUGAGAAGAAAAAGAAGCAGCUGUAAGGCCACACAAAGUCCUACUUUAUUUCAUAAUCCUGCAUUACUUUACUGGGGAAAUUCUCAAAUUCCUCUAAGAGUUGGCAGCUUUAUAGUUACUUUGAAUUGUCAAAUGGUCAGGCCUGCUGAUUUGUAUUUGGGGCUUUAAUUAGCCAGUGAAUUGAUAUUGGAUGUACGUAUAGGCCAUUAUUUAUGGUGAGAGAUAGGAGGGGAGGAGAAGACUCAUAAAUAAAAGCCCCAAGCCUACUUGUAUGCUACCUUAGUUUAUAAAACUAUAAUGAAAUUAAGUAUUCUGAUUUCCAAA
Messenger RNA from Corylus avellana, 1819 nucleotides. Its product is annotated as dehydrodolichyl diphosphate synthase CPT3. Gene Ontology annotation, molecular function: ditrans,polycis-polyprenyl diphosphate synthase [(2E,6E)-farnesyl diphosphate specific] activity. Gene Ontology annotation, biological process: polyprenol biosynthetic process. Lineage: Eukaryota; Viridiplantae; Streptophyta; Magnoliopsida; Fagales; Betulaceae. Gene Ontology annotation, cellular component: endoplasmic reticulum. The record is from RefSeq and is a predicted model, not a curated record.